AUGGCAGACAACCUCGCCCUCAGUCUCUACGGCCUCUCGGCCAGUGAACUUCGGGAACUGAUCCUAGCCCUCUGCAUGGAGAAGAAGGUCAAGGAUGCAGCAAGAUGUCACAUUGAUGUCAUGCGCGGCGCAUCCGUCUCAACAACCCCCACUGCCAAGAUUGCUUCUUCCCACUUUAUUCCGUAUACUCUGCCAGCAGCUGCUGCCGAGACGGAUCCCUUCGGCCCUUUGCACUUGGCAACACCUCCAACCUCCCAAAGACACCAUUUGCCGAGCCUCUUGACUUCUCCUCUCGAUCCUGGCAAGGUCACCAAGACGCCAUCCAAGACGAGUGCAAAGAACAAGAAGAAGCUGCAGGAGCAGCAGCAGAACCUUUCGCCGAUCAAGGUGAAGCGCACGACUCUCUAUCACACCUGCGCAAACUGCAACAAGCGUUUUAGACAGCAGGACAACGGUGUACACGCCUGCUGCUACCAUCCCGGUCAGCUGGUGAGUAGCAGCACUCUUGAUUUCGCCGAUGAUUGGACUCGCACGUCGCCACGCACCAAGAAGUACAGCUGCUGUGGCAGAGGCGAGAAGGCAGUGGGCUGCCAAUUUGAGAGACACGUCGCAGAGGCGUCCGAUUAG
Molecule: messenger RNA, 627 nt
Organism: Pestalotiopsis fici W106-1
Lineage: Eukaryota; Fungi; Ascomycota; Sordariomycetes; Amphisphaeriales; Sporocadaceae
Exons: 2
Coding region: 1-627 (208 amino acids)
Source: RefSeq, a predicted model, not a curated record